Molecule: messenger RNA, 318 nt
Organism: Aspergillus tubingensis
Lineage: Eukaryota; Fungi; Ascomycota; Eurotiomycetes; Eurotiales; Aspergillaceae
Product: DUF4396 domain-containing protein
Exons: 2
Coding region: 1-318 (105 amino acids)
Source: RefSeq, a predicted model, not a curated record
AUGGGUCUCAUUAUGGGCGCCUCGAUGGCCUCCGGAAUCACCACAUCCAUCAUCCUCGAGACCAUCCUCCUCCGCCGUGGCGCUGACCAACUCUCCUGGCCAGCGGCUGCCCGCACCGCCAUGGGAAUGAGCAUGGUGUCGAUGUUGGCCAUGGAGACGGCGGAGAAUCUGGUCGAUUAUCAUCUCACGGGUGGGAUGGUGAAUAUGGCUGACCCAAUGUUCUGGACUGCUGCGGCUACGUCUAUCGCGGCAGGUUAUUUGGCGCCGUUGCCGUAUAAUUAUUUGAGGUUGAGGAAGUAUGGGAGGGCUUGUCAUUGA